UGUCAUCCCCAGCCCCUCUUUUUUUUUUUUUUUUUUUUUUUUUGCUUCCUCUAUAGUGACGCUUCCUAAUGUUGCAUCCUUCCAUCUCUGGUCACUUUCCUCCUGUGGUUUCAGUGCUUUCCUCCUUGAUAAUGUAGUCUGCCCAACCAGAUCUCUACAUCAAUUAGGGCUCCAGAGUUGUGGCCUCAGCACCUAUCAGAGGACUGCUGGGAACUUGCCACCAUUCCUCCUCUCUAGGCUUCCUUCCACUUGGAUACUGGAGUGUUUAUGUCCCUUCGGGGGAGAAGCCUGCCUCCUUUCCAGCUUUUUCUUCUUUCUGCUUUCCACUUGGGUCAACAAAUGUGGUCAGUUUUGUGACACUGCUCCAGAGCCACUUUGAGACCCUGUCCUGGUGGACUGCCCCAACACCUGGGUACAGUCACCUGGGUACCAUCACCACUGUGCCAGUUUCCUUUUUGAUGAAUGUUGCUUUACCCUUGGUGGCUCAUUAUUUUCCCCAGUAUAGAGCAAAAUGGUACCCUAGAUUCUUUGUGCCUUGGCUCCAGCUUUCUCCUGUGCUUGCUUCCUUCUAAAUCCUGACAGGCACCCCUUUCCUCUGUUGGGAGCAGAACUGUGCUGUUACCUCUGUUGACCUCAGCUGUCCUCUCAAUAUGCCAUGUUGUGGGCCCAGGAGAGGGGGUCCCCUGGGUAGCAGAGUGCCUGGCUAAAAACUCUGAGGUCCCUAGUGCUGAAAAAUUGAGCUGAGGGUUUGCGUUUGCCCUCUGACUACCCCAGCCCAUGCAGGUGAGUGGACUGAUGUUACCCAGAUGGCUUGAGCAAGGCCAUGCCCUUUAAUGGUGUUCAGAAAGGGUAGCCUCCCACCAUGUGCUUCCUACUUAGGGGAGUACUGCAGUCAAAUUUUGGGGUUUUUUGUGUGCGUGUGUUUAAAAAAAAUUUUCAGCCUUUAAAUCAUAUUUUUUGUGCUUUCAAAGUAAUAUGAAACUGGACAGUUAGUAAAAUACUUAGGUUAGGAUUUAAAUUAUAAUUUCAGUUCUGAAGGAAAACAGUAAAAUAAAAUUAGUUUAUUUGGGUGUCUUAAAGGUUCUAUCACAGGUAGUAUUAAUUUAGCUCUGUACUACACUGUUAAUGGCACUUGACUCUUGGUACCAGGGGAGUAGAUUUUCUGUCAUUUCGUGACGAUAUUUUUAAAUUUCUUUUCAGGUGGAGGAAGAAAGGUGCCACUUUGGCAUGAAGACAGACUCACUUAGUCGUCGGUCUUUUAAGCUGAGUGCAUUGUGAUUUCCAAUAAUUGAGGCAGUGGUUCUAAAAGCUGUCUACAUUAAUGAAAAGAGCAAUGUGGCCAGCUUGACUAAGCCGCCAAUGUGCACAGCGUGGGCAGGACGACACCGGGUCUCGACGGACUUGUGCAUGUUAGCUGUAGAUUUAUGUAAGGUGUUUUAAAACUGGUCUUUUAAAAUAGUCUUAACUGCUUUUAAUAUGGAGACAUAUGAGAGUCCCUCUCCUCUCCCGCGUGAGCCCGCAGGAGAAGCGAUGAUGGAGAACCGAGCUUGCCCUUUCCAAGUGCUGCCCCGUGAACAGUCUCCACCACCUCCCCUGCAAACGUCCAGUGAUGCAGAGGUAAUGGACGUUGGCUCUGGUGGUGAUGGACAGUCCGAACCCCCUGCUGAGGACCCAUUCAACUUCUACGGAGCUUCUCUUCUCUCCAAAGGAUCCUUCUCUAAGGGCCGCCUCCUCAUAGACCCGAACUGUAGUGGCCACAGCCCACGCACCGCCCGGCACGCACCUGCGGUCCGGAAAUUCUCCCCUGACCUUAAGUUGCUUAAAGAUGUAAAGAUUAGUGUGAGUUUUACUGAGAGCUGCAGGAGUAAGGACAGGAAGGUGCUGUACACAGGAAUAGAGCGCAGCACUCGGGCCGAAUGUGGCCUGCUCCUUAGUCCUGUCAGUGGGGACGUGCAUGCUUGUCCCUUUGGCGGGAGUAUUGGUAAUGGGGUAAGCAUAGGGGGUGAGAGUACAGAUAAGAAGGAUGAGGAGAAUGAGCUGGAUCAGGAAAAGAGAGUGGAGUAUGCAGUGCUCGAUGAGUUAGAAGAUUUUACUGACAAUUUGGAGCUAGAUGAAGAAGGAGCAGGCGGGUUCACGGCUAAAGCAAUCGUUCAAAGAGAAAGAGUGGAUGAAGAAGCCUUGAAUUUCUCCUAUGAGGAUGACUUUGACAAUGAUGUGGAUGCUCUAUUGGAAGAAGGCCUUUGUGCUCCCAAGAAGAGGCGAAUAGAAGAAAAAUAUGGAGGAGACAGUGACCAUCCAUCUGAUGGAGAGACAAGUGUGCAGCCAAUGAUGACCAAGAUUAAAACAGUGCUUAAAAGUCGUGGCCGUCCCCCUACUGAGCCGCUGCCUGAUGGGUGGAUCAUGACCUUCCAUAACUCGGGAGUUCCAGUGUACCUGCACAGAGAGUCUCGGGUGGUCACUUGGUCCAGACCCUACUUCUUGGGAACAGGAAGCAUACGGAAACAUGACCCUCCUCUGAGUAGCAUCCCAUGUCUACAUUAUAAAAAAAUGAAGGACAAUGAAGAACGAGAACAAAGCAGUGAGCUCACCCCCAGUGGAGAAGUAUCUCCUAUCAAGCCCUUGGGUCGAUCAGCAGAGUUGGAGUUCCCCCUAGAAGAACCAGACUCUGUGGGUGUGGACUCAGGGCCCCCAGAUGAGAAAGAUGCCCUGGGAGCUGAGGCGGCCCCUGGGGCCCUGGGACAAGUAAAGGCCAAAGUUGAGGUGUGCAAAGAUGAAUCUGUUGAUCUGGAGGAAUUUCGAAACUACCUGGAAAAGCGUUUUGAUUUUGAACAAGUAACUGUUAAAAAGUUCAGGACUUGGGCUGAGCGGCGCCAGUUCAACCGUGAGAUGAAGCGGAAGCAGGCUGAAUCAGAGAGGCCCAUUCUGCCAGCCAACCAAAAGCUCAUUACUUUAUCUGUGCAGGAUGCACCCACAAAGAAAGAGUUUGUCAUUAAUCCCAAUGGGAAAUCCGAGGUCUGUAUCCUGCACGAGUACAUGCAGCGUGUCCUCAAGGUCCGCCCUGUUUAUAAUUUCUUUGAAUGUGAGAAUCCAAGUGAGCCUUUUGGUGCCUCGGUGACCAUUGAUGGUGUGACUUAUGGAUCUGGAACUGCAAGCAGCAAAAAACUUGCGAAGAAUAAAGCUGCUCGAGCCACCCUGGAAAUCCUCAUACCUGACUUUGUUAAACAGACCUCUGAGGAGAAGCCCAAAGACAGUGAAGAACUGGAGUAUUUUAACCACAUUAGUAUCGAGGACUCAAGAGUCUACGAGCUGACCAGCAAGGCUGGACUGUUGUCUCCAUAUCAGAUCCUCCACGAGUGCCUUAAAAGAAACCAUGGGAUGGGUGACACAUCUAUCAAGUUUGAAGUGGUUCCUGGGAAAAAUCAGAAGAGUGAAUAUGUCAUGGCAUGCGGCAAACACACAGUGCGCGGAUGGUGUAAGAAUAAGAGAGUUGGGAAACAAUUAGCUUCUCAGAAGAUCCUUCAGCUGCUGCACCCACAUGUCAAGAACUGGGGGUCUUUACUGCGCAUGUAUGGUCGUGAGAGCAGCAAAAUGGUCAAACAGGAAACCUCAGACAAGAGUGUAAUUGAACUACAGCAAUAUGCCAAGAAGAACAGACCCAACCUCCACAUCCUGAGCAAGCUACAGGAGGAGAUGAAGAGGCUGGCUGCAGAACGAGAGGAAACUCGAAAGAAGCCCAAAAUGUCAAUUGUGGCUUCUGCCCAGCCUGGUGGUGAGCCCCUGUGCACUGUGGAUGUGUGAGGUAGGCGGCACUAGUGGGACACAGGGGCUGCCAGCAAUACUGCCUGGGAGACCACCAGCCACAACCGUUCACUGCAGCAUCGGGCCUCCAAUCUAAGUUCCUUCCCUGAGGUGCAGUGCAUCUGGGCUCAGGCUCUGGUCCAUGGGGACAGUUGUGACAUACAAUACACACGUGAAGCAGCAGUUUUCCCUGGAAGCUGCCUCCAGUCUGAUUGGAUAUUUAAGGAUCAACUUCGAGUGACUGCACAAUUGGAAGCUAUAGACCCUGCUCAUAUCUAUCUGCUGCAGACUGUUUUUAUGAAGGUUUUCAUGAAUUUUAGUACAUAAUAUGCACUGACAAGAAAUGAUACUUGGAUGACACAUAAGAUAUUAAGGCCACAUCGUAUGGCUCUGGCUGGCCUGUGAUACAGGUGGCCCCUGUGCCCACAACUUUCUUGGAGCCACUGUAGGGACAGAAGGUCCCUUAUAAUCUGCCUUCUGUUUUCCUUUUUUUGGGGGGUGGGGGGGGGAGGAGAAAAGUUAAAACAAGGAGUAUUCAGACAAUUUUGACUUAAAUAAAAUUUUAGCACCAGUAAAUACUCUUCAGAUUUCAGGCAGACCCUCAAGGUAUCUGUCCUCCUGCUGUGAGCCACGUUGUCGGUGAGGAUGAUGUCCAGCCAGUCUCGCGAUGUAUCAAGAUGGCCUGCUGCUGGGCUGCAGUCCACUUUUCUGAUCAAGUCUUAGGGCAAUGCCCUAACAGCCGCCUUCCAGGACAUUGAGGCCCUUGCUUUUGCUGACCUCUGGCAAGUUUUUUACAAAGAUUUUUGCACAAUUGAAUUCAUCUGUCCACUCACCAAUUUUUAAAGCUUUUAUGAUAUUUUAGAAUUUGGAAAGAAACUUUUACAAUGAAAGAAGAUAGAUUUGAAAUCAUGCAUUUUAGCAAGUAUACUUGUUUAAUUAAACAGGAGCAAGUCCUUCACUGCAGUGUCAUUGGUUAAUAGCUUGCUGAGCACUGGUUGGUGAAUGCCCUGCAUCCUGAUGACAGUGGCCUCCCUGGGUUUCAAGGGUAUCUGCCCUGUGCAGCCAGACCUGGUGCAUAGCUAGGUCCUCACUAAAUGUCUCCUAUGGAUGGUUGUGAGUAAAGGUCUGUGUCUACCUGAAUCCAGGGCACGAGUAUGUUCAGGCCCUGGUGGUACUGGCCAGCUGCUGGCCCAAUCAAUUUCCAGUACUAAUUCUUGGUCUGUGUGCUCACACAUGGGGCACCGUUAGCCUAGCACUAGGCUGUACCCCCAUGCUCCCUACUGUCUUGUCUCCCACUGUACCCUGCAGGUAGUUUUGAUGGUGUUUGUUGUCAGGAAGAUAAUGUUGGCUGUGGGCCACCCACAGCAUAUCCUUCCCUUACCACCUGUGUGGCAGAGGUUGGCUUCUGUGUUAACUUGGAAAAGAACAAAAACAAAAAAUCAAGUUGCUGUAAUUACACUUGCUUCUGUCUUGCCUCCUGUCUGCAGUUGUGAAUAGUCAGUUGACUGUGACUGUUGCCCUUGAAACAGCCAGAUUUACCAUUUGAGAACCAAAGCUUUGUGCACACAUCACCCUAGAGGCUGUUGUCCCUCUGCGGCCUCCAGGCAGGUGCUGCCAUGUCUCAGUGUCCUCCCUGUCUGCCCCAAGUGGGUGAGUCCUUUGUGCACAGCCGUGCUGUGGUGCCAGAGAGCCUGUGCUACUGCUGCCUGUGUGCACUGGGUUGCAGCUGUAGGGUGAGCCUUGAUGGUCUGAACAUAUAAAUCAAAUUGUCCAAAAUGGAA
Messenger RNA from Perognathus longimembris pacificus (Pacific pocket mouse), 5579 nucleotides. It is a transcript of the gene Dgcr8, whose product is annotated as DGCR8 microprocessor complex subunit. The record is from RefSeq and is a predicted model, not a curated record. Gene Ontology annotation, cellular component: microprocessor complex. Lineage: Eukaryota; Metazoa; Chordata; Mammalia; Rodentia; Heteromyidae. The transcript has 13 exons. The coding region runs from base 1477 to 3798 and encodes 773 amino acids. Gene Ontology annotation, biological process: primary miRNA processing. Gene Ontology annotation, molecular function: heme binding; double-stranded RNA binding; primary miRNA binding.